AUGCGACAUCUACGACCUGCCCAGCAGGCAUUGCGCCUAGCCGCCGAGUCAUUACAACAACCAUAUGUCUGCCGAGCAUGUCUCGCCCAAGCACGUUCGAUUCACACGACCUCCCCUCGAUUUGCCGGCGUACAGGAUGAUGAACCAUUCUGGAAACGAAUGCGAAAGAACCUCUUCGGAUCGAAGGAGGCCACACAUGCCGACAAGUCUCGUGAAGAGAAGCGGAAACGUCGUCUGGAAGAGCAGCCAAGGACUGGACCAGUGACGAAGACAGAUACCAAAGGCAGAGUUUGGGAAGUCGCUGAAGUCGUGGACCCUACCACGCAUAGCAACUAUGUCGUCUCAAAUACCUGGCAGGGACUUGAAAGUGUGGGUAGCGAGGAGUGGGUGAGGAGGAGAGCGGAUGGAGGAGAGCAGUACCAAGGGUUCAUGGCACAAAAGAAGCUACAGCUCACGAAUGCGCAAUGGCAGAAGCUUCUGCGUCAGAUAGCAGUGGAAGUCUUCUCACUACAGAAGCAGGGCCGCAAUGUCCUUGAAGUCUGCAACGAGGAACCGACAGCUUCGCAAGAGGCGCUGAUGGGCAAGAUCCGACUGGUAGACUUCACCGAAGUCGAGCUUCCAGGCGAAGAGAGCCAGAGCAUGCGGAAAGUCGAUGUACAGGAUCCUAUGAUCAAGCUAGCAAUCAUCAAACGCGCCAUGCAACUCACCGGCAAACGCAUCCCCGACCCUGACGUCUCCUCGGCCACGAGCCUCGAAGACCUCUACAAUGCCUUCAAGAUCAAGGAGAAGAUUAAGAAGCUAGCGCAGACACCACAGCUGCAGCAGGUCUCGCAACAGGCUCCUAAUGUUCAGGUCCAUGCAAGCAGACGGACGCCUGUGCACAAGGAGAAGGAGAUUGGACGAUGGAAGAUGAUUGAGGAUGAGUUGGUGCUGAGGGAUCUGCCGGUGUUUGGCAGUAGGUACCAGGACUCUAAGGAAGUAUGGAAGAAUGGUGGGUUGUAG
Messenger RNA from Fulvia fulva, 1002 nucleotides. RefSeq lists its product as uncharacterized. Lineage: Eukaryota; Fungi; Ascomycota; Dothideomycetes; Mycosphaerellales; Mycosphaerellaceae. The coding region runs from base 1 to 1002 and encodes 333 amino acids. Gene Ontology annotation, cellular component: mitochondrion. The transcript is spliced from 3 exons. The record is from RefSeq and is a predicted model, not a curated record.